This is a messenger RNA of Amborella trichopoda, 1246 nucleotides long. It is a transcript of the gene VDAC2, whose product is annotated as voltage dependent anion channel 2. Gene Ontology annotation, cellular component: mitochondrial outer membrane. Lineage: Eukaryota; Viridiplantae; Streptophyta; Magnoliopsida; Amborellales; Amborellaceae. Gene Ontology annotation, molecular function: voltage-gated monoatomic anion channel activity. Gene Ontology annotation, biological process: monoatomic anion transmembrane transport. The record is from RefSeq and is a predicted model, not a curated record.
UUUUUUUUUUUCUCCCAUUUUCUGUGUAGCUGGGGUUUGUGAAGCUCCCCAUUUUUCUGCAACUACGAACCCUAGUUUUUCAAUACGCUAGAAGGAUGAUUAGAGGACCUGGGCUCUUCUCUGAUAUUGGGAAGAAGGCCAGAGAUCUUCUCACGAAGGAUUACAGCUAUGAUCAGAAGUUCACCCUCUCUACCUUCAGUGAGGUUGGAGUGGGCAUCACUUCAACGGCGGUGAAGAAGGGGGGAAUAUCAUGUGGUGACAUUGCUGUUCAGUACAAACACAAAAGCACCAUUGUUGACCUCAAAGUCGACACAGAAUCCAAUAUCUUGACAACAUUUACCAUCUCUGAAAUCCUGCCAUCCACAAAGGCCAUUGUGUCUUUUAAGCUGCCUGAUCACAACUCUGGAAAGCUAGAGGUGCAAUACUUCCAUGAUCACGCUGGUUUCAGCUCAAUUGUUGGCCUUAAUGGAUCUCCAACGGUUGAUCUUACUGGUACGAUUGGCACUCAAGGUUUUGCCAUCGGGGUAGAGGCAGGCUUCAACACUACCUCCAAUGCUAUGACCAAAUAUAAUGCUGGCUUAAGCCUAACGAAACCAGAACUAUGUGCUUCUGUUAUCCUGGCUGACAAGGGUGACAAUUUCAAGGUGUCAUACAUGCACACUUUUGAUAAGUUCAAUGCAAGUUCAAUUGUGGCCGAGUUGUCAAGGAAGUUCUCCACUAAUGAGAACACAAUCACUGUAGGAGGUGCUUAUAAGGUCGACCCAUUAACCACUGUGAAGGCUCGCCUCAACAACCAUGGAAAGCUUGGGGCCCUUCUGCAACAUGAGCUCAAGCCCAAAUCAGUACUCACUCUUUCUGGGGAGUUCGAUACCAAGUCCAUGGACAAGACUCCCAGGUUGGGGUUGGCGCUUGCUCUCAAGCCCUGAUUCAUUUUGCUUAGAGGUAGCAGAAAUUUGAUGUUUACAUUUGUGACUCCUAUUCAUCUUUCGUCUUUUUUGUCUCUCGCUCACUCUGGGUUUUGCUCUCUCUCUCUCUCUCUGGGUUUUGCUCUAAGGGAAACAGGCAAUAAAGAUUUCCCAUCCCCCCAGAAUUUCUAGAGAAUUUUAUGAGACAAUCUGGAUGUAAUUGGGGGCAAUCAGCCCAAACUUGGGCGUCAUUUGUUUUUUAAUGCGAAUAUUUGUAUUGUAAAUUUCCCGUGGGGGCCUAUUCUUACCACGGUUUCAUUUUGUGCGCCUCAAUCCUAAUU